Messenger RNA from Schistosoma turkestanicum, 404 nucleotides. The record is from the annotation of a GenBank genome assembly. Lineage: Eukaryota; Metazoa; Platyhelminthes; Trematoda; Strigeidida; Schistosomatidae.
UAUGGGUGUAACAACACAACCGAAUAUAUUUUUAACUGGUGUUGAUGAAUGUCGACGUUGUUUUUUCGCUGAUUAUAUUCGUCUAUUAGCUUAUACAGCAUUCAAAGAUACACAUUGUGAAAUACGUACAUUGACUGUUAGUUAUUCACCAUAUUUAUAUUGUUCAGAUUUUCAUUUCCUCUCGUUAUUAUGCAAUGAAAAUGCAAAUCUAUUUUCUGAUUCUAUACAUAUACACUAUUGGACUGAACGUUAUGCACGUUUAAGUUGUAAACGUUUUCGUCGACCAUAUUGGGCUAUACGACGUGGUAGUCUAGGUCAUUUAGUACGUUGUGAAGAUUUAUCAAUGAAAUUUAAUUUUAGUAAAAUUAAAAUACGAGUUGAAGUAAAUGAUUUUGGUUUUUGAA